Messenger RNA from Helianthus annuus (common sunflower), 462 nucleotides. RefSeq lists its product as uncharacterized. The coding region runs from base 1 to 462 and encodes 153 amino acids. The record is from RefSeq and is a predicted model, not a curated record. NCBI's taxonomy places the organism in Eukaryota, Viridiplantae, Streptophyta, Magnoliopsida, Asterales, Asteraceae. The transcript has a single exon.
AUGAGUCGCCGGUUAUUCACACGGAUUGCUGAUGAUUUGGCGGGGCUAGACCCGUUUUUCACGCAACGACCCGAUGCUCGGAAUUAUGAAGGGUUCACCACGUUACAAAAGUGUACUGCGGCCAUUCGCCAACUGGCGUACAGGACAGUGGCCGACGUUUUGGACGAGUACUUACAGGUGUCGGCAAGAACUACGUGGGAAUGUUUGUAUCGGUUUUGCCAUAUUGUGGUGAAACUGUAUAGCAAACCGUAUUUGCGGAAACCAAACGCGUAUGAUGUUCAACAGUUGUACCAAGCUCAAGAAGCACAGCACGGGUUUCCGGGAAUGCUUGGUAGCACUGAUUGUAUGCAUUGGGCGUGGCAUAACUGCCCGACUGCGUGGCGCGGCCAACACACGCGAGGUGAUCACGGCCAUCCAACUUUAAUACUUGAGGCUGUGGCGUCACAAGAUUUGUGGAUCUGA